Messenger RNA from Trypanosoma cruzi, 1926 nucleotides. RefSeq lists its product as uncharacterized. The coding region runs from base 1 to 1926 and encodes 641 amino acids. The record is from RefSeq and is a predicted model, not a curated record. NCBI's taxonomy places the organism in Eukaryota, Euglenozoa, Kinetoplastea, Trypanosomatida, Trypanosomatidae. The transcript has a single exon.
AUGCACUCGCCGUAUGAGGCUGUUUACGGCUUUGACCGAACACAUAUCCGACGGAUGACUCUGCAGGAGUACAUGAGUGAAAAGGACGCCCCUGCCGCUGGCUCAUCUUCGCGGCGUGACGACGGAUGCCGUCUGUUGAUUUCGCGGGAUCCCAACGUGGAGUUCUGCACGAAGUACCCCGUGCAUGACCGCUUUGGGCGCGAGCUCUGCGUGCUUUACCAGAUUCUGGAGAUGGAGCUGCAGCAGGAGAUUCGCCGAGUGGAGCAGGGGGGCGAUGGGACGCGGAAGUCCGGGGUACGUCUUAGCACUGAGAUAACGCUGGACGACGACUCGGUGGAUGAGCCUUUUAAGCCGCGGCAGCGGGAGGACAGGGGCAGUGCGUACCACCCGACGCCGUUUGUUCACACCGCGCUGGCGGAUGUCAACUGUGGCGAUGGCGGCAGGGAUGAUGAUAACAGCAACGUCGACGUUUCCGCUUCAUCCUACCGGUUCUCCAGCACGACGGCGUUGUCGCCAGGAGGGAAGGGCUUGUGUAAAGGCGUUUGUGACGCACGUGGGUCGAGUUUUUCGAUUUACCGCGAAAGCGGGCUGAACGCCACAGCGGGACUGCUCCAACAACCACAAGGCACGAACCGUCAACAGCUUUUGCAGCAGCAGGGGCUUGGUGUUGCUUCCGAUGGUCAUACUUCUGUUCUCACAACGCGGUUUGGUGUGGGGUGUGCUGCAUUGCAGCCCCCGCCCCCGCAGCGCAGCAACACGGCGUCCCCCCCGCGUGCUGUUGACGGUGGCGGCAAUGAAGAAGAGGAGGAAGAAGAAGGCGGCUGCGGCGGCCUUUGUGUGACAAGAGAGACGCUUGACACGACGUUGGGAAAGGACCCGCUGCGGUUCACAACAACGCGCCCCUCUGAGCUGCGCACAACAAAACAGUUGUUUCUCCCCGGACGAGCAACAGUGACUGUGCGUCGUACCAUCAAGCACUCCAACCCGAUCCCGCGCCAGGCGUACGGCUUACAGAGUGAGUUUAUUUCGGCUGCUCUCGUUGCUCCUCUUGUUGCUGCCAACUUGGAGGCCAUAAGCAGCGCUGGGGAGUUCAGGAACAUUGAUGGGGUGAUACCACAACUGUUUACCGGUGCGACAGUGACACUCGAGAAAUGCCGCUACCGCAUCCACCGUUAUUAUGCUUCCUCCGAUGUGUAUGAGGCUCGUGAAGAGGAAGCAUCUGAUGACUCACCACAGAUCCUGCUGUAUUGUUGGAGUGUUCACGCGGUACAACUGGGGGAAAAUGAGUCUCAUCGUGCGGCACUUGGUUUGUCUCUUGUUGCUGCCUCUGUGAGUGUGAAAGGUUACCGCUACAGAGACGGCGGCUUGACUGUUAUCACCAUGCCGUUGGGCUACUAUGCGGUUCCACUCUCCAUGGUACCCAUUUCAGCUCGUUCUUUCCCCACUUGCAUCAAGCUUCUCUUACGGAUGCUUUCUGAUCUUGUGGUUAAGCGCACUGUUCACGGUGAUUUAAGGGGACUAAAUCGAAUUUUUAUUGCCUUUCGGAGUGGGAACGGUGCACAGGAAAUGCCAUUGACUUUGUUGGUUCCUGUGCAUUGGGAGGGACUAGUAGACUUCAGCAUGUUUGUUGACCGCAACGCAGGUCGCACGAUUCCCAUGGUUUACGACGAAAGUGGCGGUCGGAGAGGAGAACGCGUUUAUCAUGGCCAGGAUGUGUCCAUGGUGAUAACUAUGCUGCUCGAAAACGAACUUGCGGAGCAGCUGCAGCCUGAGCAGCUCACUGAAGUACAGCGUCUCAUGAUAAUGACGACGGAGCCCACGCAGGUGGCGAAUUACCUGAUCCAGUUGAAGAACGGCAUGACGGUCAUUUCAUCCGACAUGGCUUCACUGCGGCAGGAGUACGAGGUGGCACUUCAGUGUCAAUGA